AUGGACGAUGCCGCAAGAGAUUUCGCCUGCGAAGGAGCAAUGUUUGCGGAUGACAUGAAGAUAUGGAGCGUAAUUCGGGGCCCUGCCGAUGACGACAGACUGCAGAUGAACCUGAAUCGGUUGGAGGAGUGGUCAAACCGUUGGCUCCUGCGGUUCAACGUUGCCAAAUGUAGCAUACUUCGCCUAGGCAGCACAGACAGAUCCGCCAGCCCAAGAGGCUACUUUCUGGGCGGUGCAGCCUUACAAGAGGUCGAAGCCCAAAAGGACCUCGGUGUGCUGAUGACGAGUUCCCUAAUUCCAUCCGCUUACUGUUAGAGAGUGGCAAAAUCCGCAAUGUCCGUACUGUACUUUGACGAAGAUGCUUUGUCAAAGACAUUCGGAACAUUCGUCCGGCCGCAUUUAGAGUACGGCAUACAAGCUUGGAGGAUGUGGGCUGUUGAGGAUCAAAACUGCCUCGAAAGGGUCCAGAGGAGGGCCACGAAGAUGGUUAGGAGUCAAAGCUCCUUUCCUUAUGCAACUCGCCUAGUAAAUCUGAACCUCUUUCCUUUGAGUUACAGGCAACUUCGCGGGGAUCUCUUGCAAGUCUUCCGCAUUGUAAAGGGGUUUGAUUGCAGUCUGGCCUUCGAGAACUUCUUUGAAUUUGCUACCACGACCAGCCUCCGAGUUCGCCCGUUAAAACAGUGCACUCAGCAGGCACGGCUGGCUGUGCGGAAGUUCUCCUUCUCGGAUCGGGUGGUCAAACCAUGGAAUGAGCUUCCCGCAGAUGUUGCGAUGUCACAUUCUAUACAAAGAUUUUUCAGAAGAAUCUGGACACAUUUAUGUUCCGAAAUGACCAAGAGUGAUGAGAGGUCGAGCACACCCCCUGUUACUCCUUCUCUUUUUUCCUUCCAUUACUGGCGUGUUCGAACUAGUUUAGCCCAAAACAUCUAUCUGUAAACCACACAUUUUUUUACGUUGCAAAUAGGGUACUCAAAGACUUACGCCUAUUUCCCUCAAUAAACUGAACUGAACAGUACUUCAAGUGUGCGGCAGAACCUUUGAAAAUAAAGAUUCAAUUCAAUUGAAUUCAAUUAUUUUUAUUAAGAACCCGUCGGGGUCACAUCAAAGCAAGUAAAAAUAAAUUCACAUGCAAAUUUUAGACGAGGUAGGCAAAAUCUGUGCAAAGUGCAAUACAUAGUUUUUGAGCUUAGAAGUCCGUUAAGCAAAAUGAAGAAAUUAGGGGUGAAAAAAACUCCAAAGGAAAAUUUACAAAUGAUUGUAGUAAUUUAACAGGAGAAAAAAAACCCCUCAGAAAAAUAGCAUCAGAAAAAUACAGGGAGGACUGGCCUGCAUGUGGCGGUACAGAAUGGAAUAUAGUCCGACAUCAACAUGGCCGAAAUAAAUGUCAGCUGUAUAUGGCAUUGUGUAACGGAUUUCAUAAAAUGGUACGUAGGCGGGUCAGUCAGGACUGGCCUGUAUCGCCUUGAAUAAGAAAAAUAAGUGGCGAAAUUGAAAACCAGUCUCGAGCUGAUAGGAACCCAGAUGCGGUCGGUUUCAUUCAACCGAGUCCAUCCGAGCAUGGGGGAAGGGAGAUGCGACCAGACUACAAGUAUAUGGCGAAUAUAGAAGGCUUUGUCAAGACCGCCGAUGGAGCGCAUUCUGUAAAGGCCCGGUGACAACCAGUCUCGAGGCGACAAGAACCCAGAUGCGGUCUGUUACAUUCAUCAGAGUCCAUCCGAGGAUAUGGCAGAGGAGAUGCGACCAGAUUACUAGUAUAUGGCGAAUAUAGAAGGCUUUGUCAAGACCGCCGAUGGAGCGCAUUCUGUAAGGGCACGAUGACAACCAGUCUCGAGGCGACAAGAACCCAGAUGCGAUCUGUUACAUUCAUCAGAGUCCAUCCGAGGAUAGGGCAAAGGAGAUGCGACCAGAUUACUAGUAUAUGGCCAAUAUAGAAGACUUCGCCAAGAGCGUCGAUGGAGCGCAUUCAGUAAGGGCAUCAUGAAGAUCGGUCCCGAGGCGAUAGGAACCCAGAUGCGGUCGGUUUCAUUCAACCGAGUCUAUCCGAACAAGGGGGGGAAGGGAGAUGCGACCAGACUACUAGUAUAUCGCGAAUAUAAAAGGCUUUGUCAAGACUGCCGAUGGAGCGCAUUCUGUAAGGGCCCGGUGACAACCAGUCUCGAGGCGACAAGAACCCAGAUCCGGUCGGUUUUAUUCAACCGAUUCCAUUCGAACAUGGGGUAAGGGAGAUGCGACCAGAUUACUAGUAUAUGGCGAAUACAGAAGGUUUCGCCAACAGCAUCGAUGGUGCGCAUUCUGUGAGGGCACGAUGCAUGAACUGAAAAAUUGGAAUAAUUAACAUUUCUGUUGAGGGAUCUUAGGUAGCGAGACUACUCAUAAAGGAAGGAAACGUGAACAGAUACGGAAAUUUAAUAGCGGCAUGCUUAAUUCCCGGUGGCCCUUUCUCAGUGUCAUAGAAAAAGUUGUCUGGGAAGGAUGAGGAAAAUAAAAGUUUAAUCGAGUCAGUAUUCAGAUAAAGGUGUAGCCUUCUCUUAAAGGUUUUCAGAUUUUCUGAAGAUCUUAUAUUUAUUGGAAGGUUAUUCCAGAGGAAAGUAUACCUGGUAGCGAAAAUGGGAGCGCUUAGAGGUGGAGGACGCUGGAGGAGGUAUAAUUAGUGACGAGUUGUGAAGAUUGUAUGGACGACUACUAGGGGUAAGUGUUGAAAUCCGAGGAAAAUUUGAACUAUCAUUAAUGCGAAAGAGGAGACAGAAGCCCGCUUCUAGUCUUCGAACCCAUAAGAAUUUUAGGUUAAUUAGCUGGCAUCUAUCUGAGUAUGAGAUAUUGGGAUGUUCCCUAUCUAAAAGUUUUUUAGAAAAACGUCUUUGGACAUUUUCAAUUUUUAAACGACUGGCUUCAUUCAUCAAACCAAAGAAUGGGCAACAAUACUCGAGAAUGGGAAGUAAAAACAUACGAUAGAGCCUUAAUUUAAUUUCAGGAAGAUAGAAAUUGUAAGAAAUAAAGCCACAAAUCUGGGCAGCUUUGAAUGUAAUUCUGUCAGCGUGCGGCGAGAGAUCAAGAUUACUAGUGUAGCUUAAACCUAAAUCCUUGAUGGUGGUACAUUCAGUCAUAGGUGUGCCUUGAAAGACCACUGGUUGGGGUAGCCUAUCAGGUCCAAAGCACAUAUAACGACAUUUAGACGGAGAGAAUUCCAUUAGCCAUUUUGAGCUCCAAGCUGAGAGUCAAGCAAGUCAGAUAAAAUGUCAGAUGAAAUGACAUUCUUAAAGGUGUGCAGGCAUUCUUUCGCACUCAAUCUGCAGAAGCUAACGAGAAGCUAUCGAACCCCAGGGAACGGUCUCGUCCCCUACAACCAGGUAUUACUUCAUGAGUUUCCCCCGUAUCUGCCCUACUGGAUGGUGGGGAGACUAGCAUCUCGUUUGUCCAAUUAAGUUUCCCGAAGGAGACAACAAUCCUUACAAAGGAUCCUAAAGGAAGUAUUUUGAACUAAUAUCUAAUCCAGUGAGGCGUACCAGUUGCCUUCUGGAGCACCUUCUUAAAACACUCUGAGGAUAUCAAAUUUUCGGCCGUCCACAGGCAAGAUCUUUGCUAAUUUCCACAUCCUUUACUGCAGCCCCAUUUAUGUAAUGCUGUUCUUAUGGACAAAGAUUUGACCAGAGUUCAGUUGUAGGAACAAACAUCGGAGUUUCUUAAAUUUUAGGAGACACCUGUAUGGCAAAUCAUUCGAUUGCAAUGUCUUUAUAUCGUUGUCAUUGUUGAUGUUAGGCUUCAUUUUUAUGUUAUCGACGGACAUGACAGGCUUAUUGUCUAAUUCCCUGGCGCAGACACUCAUACAAAUCAGGGAGAGUAGUUGGCCUAAAGCGAAAUCUCCAGGCAACAACAUUCAAACUUUACUCAUCCUGGCGUAUAAUUAUCAUCAACAGGAAAUUCACAAUUCAUUUUAAUUGUCUUCCUCGGAUACCAGUUACUCAAAUCUUCUGCAUGAAUGAUCACUCUGGUUCGUUAUCGAAAGCUUCCCAGAAAUCAAUAAAUUGCUUCUACGGAUGUCAUGCGCAGAAUAGACUAGAGAGGGUUUAUUAUGGCCCCCCUCGGGCGUUCUCAGACUAGCGUCCAUUCGACCUUUGUUCAUUAUCAUGUAAGUAAUGCAUACUCAUAUGCCAUCGCACGUUGGCUUGUCUUCUUUCAGAUAAUUUAGGUUAUCUUUUCGCCACGUCGUCCGAGUGAGUUACAUAAAAUUUAUAUGGAAAUGCCUGGACGGCAAUGUUCGGUAUCUAGUCGUGAUCCCCAACAAUAAAUGAGUGUGAUAAGUACACUCUUCCAUUAUUCCUGUGGUUCACCGAUUUGAAUAUUUCUACAGUGUAAUGGAAACCGAUUCGUACAGUUCAUUGGCAAGCCCUGGGAGUGCGAAUACAAAUGUUUGAUCCGGACCCAAUUAUUUGGUGUAUUCCAAUCAGAGUAGUUUCACCCAAACUAGUAUUUACGAAGAGUUCAUUUCCUCUGCGGAGGUAGGGAGGGUACACGUAGAGGGUUAACGAUUUUAUUCGGUCAUUGAUGGUGUUCACUAGAAAAACGCCAACUCUGAAAAUCGCUGCGGUUCAAAAGCAUCGUUGUAUGCCACGAGAAUCGUAGGUGUGUGUCUAAUUUAGGCUUGAACGUCUCUGUUGAGUCUGUUGUUGUUACUCUCUGCUUGAGGCACUUACAAAGGUAUGAUGAGUCAGACCAGUGGGUAGGGGUGUAAACACCUGGCCACCACUGACUGAAGAGUCUGCGUUCUGGAUUAAAAACGGCAAAAAUCUGCAGCCUCCACCUCUUGUUGAAAUCAGACAGAGAGGUAAAGUCCACGGACUUCGUAAUGACGGAUAAUGGAUUCAGUGAUUUCCUCACCGAGAAGGAUGUGCUCUAGAAACGGAAGACGAAUAGCAGUUUAUUUAAACAGGGAAUAAUCGUUCAGAAUGUCUGCCUUUUUGUGUACGACGUUUAAGUCCCCACUAUAAUUGAAUAGGCUUAUUUAAGCGCCCCUUGGGCACUGCCAGUCUCCCUUCAACACAGAAAAAAAACCUUAAACAAACUCAUCCAUUUCGAUUGCACUUUGACUUCAUUUGUUAUGGGUGGCUCUUUAGCCAAUAGAACCCGAAUCGAGAGUUUGUUUUUAGUUAAAAAAACCUGAGUUCCAAGGAAAAAUAAUCGCAAAAGUCGUAAGAAAGAACGAGAUGUACAAUGUAAAAAUUAAAGUGUGCAGUUUGGUAGUUUCUGGGUGGUCAUGAAUAAUAUGUCCUUCACGGAAAUUGAAGAACUUCGAUAUCGGCCUGACCUUGAAAGUAUUUUCCAGUUGGGUUAAUUUGGGUGUUUUCUAGUUGGUGGUGUUAUACUCGAGUUAUCUGAUGGUUUAGUCUCGUCUGUAUUGGGGCUUUUGGAACGCGCUUGAAGCUGUUCGUCAACAGAGGUCAUAGCAGACAUAUUCAUUACGACUCUUACUUGCACGGGGAUCUUGUACGUCCGACCACACGGGUUUCAACAGAAAAUAUCAGCAAUGAACUGCCAACAAGGAAACAUUUAUUAAAUCGAGAAUUGGGAGCGGGAUGAAUCGCGGUUUGUGUAUCAAAUAUGUGAAGGAGAACUCCAAUGGAGGGGGGAAACCAGAAGAUAUGAACUAGCCUUCCUCCGAUUUAUCAUCCUUUCUGUCUAGGGGUCGGUACGCGGGGUUCCAUCUCCUGCACGUCCGCUUAAUGAUCGGUCAACGUUGCUUUAAAGGAUGCGGAAUGUCGCUCAGGGGAACGUUAACAAAGGAAGUAAAACAAACUUAACUAAAAUAUCUGUUUUUUUACAGUGGUUGUAAGUCUAUAUGGCCAGGUUUAAAGGGCAGCCGCACAUCUCUUUCGUUUUCCAUGAGGCUGGACUAAGAGCUGGGAAAGAUGAGUAUAUACCAGAAGUAAAAACAUUCAAUAGUAAGUCACAAUCAAAAAUGUCAAAAUAAUAUAGAAUCAUGUAGCAUAUUGUUCUUGUGAAUGUGACAUGAUGGGAGUAGUGGUCGACUGUUUACUAUGAUCUAACAUAGUUGUAUAUAUGCUUAAUAUGGGCUUAAUAUAGACGUACGUACAACUAAUUUGCAGGGUUUUAUCGAAAGGAAUGUUUUUAUUAGCUCCUUGCCGGUAGAAACGACAAAGAGAGAAAAGAAAGAAUAUCACUAUCUGUUUUAUGUUUAUCAAUUAUGAUGUCUUUCAUAAAUUUGAUUGUUUUAGUCAUAUGCUCCGGUAUUAUUCACGCGGCUGACACCAUCAGAGUCCUUAUGGACCAAAUUCUGUAUCAAAGAAGUGAUCUGAUAAAUGCCCCUUUUUAUUCAAAAAUAAAUUCGUAUUUUUAUUUAAAAGGAAUCCCUUAGUUUUUAUUUGAAAGUCGAAUAGGGUUCGACUUUUCCGGAUAGAACUUGGAAGAGCAUUUCCGAUAAUUGCGUAUCUUAUGGUGUAGAAAUUCGACCUUUGAGACUUUGUGAAUUUGGGGAUUCUUAUAAUAUCUUCGUUGUUUCUGCUGUUUCCAGGGACAUUUUGGUUUGUUAGUAAAUUCAUUUUGAAAACGUCUCGGUCAUCGGUGACCUUGAAUAGGAAGUGUAGACCAUUUUGGAGUCUUCUGAUCCAGAGGGGUCGAAGACCCUAUUUAUGUUAUAGUUCUAAGUAUGAACCCUGGAUGCUAUCACUUCUGGACAGAGAUAUAGUAAAACGUCUCUGAAUGCCUUUUAGUUUCUUUCGGCCGUCUGAGUGCAUUAUAUCGAAAAAGACUGAGCAAGAAUCUAGGAGAGAUAAGACGUUCAUUUUGAAAAGUUGUAUUCUUAGUGCAUUUAAGUUGAAAUUUUUACAAAUGAAUCCACACAGGCGAGUGGCUUUCGAUGAUAUUUGCUGGACGUGGGGAGAUAAAUCAAGGGUAUUUACAUAGCUGAGGCCUAAAUCUUUUACCGGUGGGGCGUCCGUUAUUUCAUUAUCCUCGAAAAUUAUUGCGGAAGUUUUUGUGAGCGAAACAUCAGGAGAUGACACUUUUCGGGUGAAAAGGGCAUCUGCCAUUGAAAACUCCAUUCGCUGAGUUUUUGCAGAUCGGUUUCGAUUGUUCUGUGUAUAUGGGUAACUGUGUUCCCGUUAUAUGUAUAUGCAAGUUUCAGGUCGUCCGCAUAUAAAAACAGCUUAACUGAUACUGAUAUGAACGAUAAGUCGUGACAAUAUAUUAGAAAUAGAAGGGGGCCUAGGAUAGUGCCUUGAAGUACUCUCCUGGCAAUAGGGAAUAUUUCUGAGACUACGUUUCGAAUUUGCACCACUUUAUAUCGCUUUUGAAAAUACGACUUAAUAAAAUUGAGAAGGGGAUGCCAAAUUCCAUGACUUUUUAGCUUUAUCAGUAGUCUUUUAUCGGGGACUUUGUCAAAGGCCUUUUUUAGAUCGAAGUACAUUGGAGAUACUGUGUUUCCAUAAUCUCUAUUGCUAGAAACGAAUUUCGAAUAAUUAAGGUGGCAGGACUGACAAGACUUUCUCGGUAAAAAUGCAUAUUUAGAGGAGGUAAUGUGGUUUGCGUUUUUGAGAUGGUCUAGCGAUUGGUUGUGGACUAUUUCCUCGUAGUGUUCUGUGAACACCACGAUAGUUUUGGGUAUGAGAUCGGUUGCCGCUUUUAAAGAUAGUUGCAAUGGUCUAGUAUUUCCACAUGUCCAGAAAAAUUGCAUUUGACGGAAGAAGGGUAACUAACUUAGAUAGGAGUAUUAGAUCAUAUGUCAUACGCUUACUUCUGUCUAGGAAAAGCAGCCUCCGAAACUCUCACAAGGAAGUUUUUUUUCAACUGGACUAUUCUCCAGCAGAACGUCUGAAACGCCGCGAAUUAGUGACGGAGCUGAAGAGGAGACUUGCAGCAGGAGAAAGCAACUUGGCCAUUUUCAGGGGACGAGUGAUACAGAGGAACGCGAUGUUGUUUUGGAACCAGCCAGUCAUCAUGAUGGUGGCAGCAACAUAAUAUUGGCAAACCCGAGACAAACCGAACGAAGCACUGUCGAAUGUUGCAAACUAAAAUUCUUUUACACCAAUGCUCAGAGUCUGUUUUCCAAGCUUGGCGAACUGAGAACACAGGUAGCCGAUACUCUUCCCUAUGUUAUAGCAAUAACAGAAACGUGGCUGUCAGAGGGCGUUGGUGAUUUCGAGGUAGCAUUAACAGGAUACCAUUUGUUUAGAAGAGACAGGAGAGGCCGCCGGGGUGGAGGAGUUGCCAUGUAAGUCAAGAGCAACUUAGCAGUGUGUGAGAGGACCGACAAGAUUUCUAACGACACAAAGGCAAUUUGGCUGACUAUAAAGGCGCGGGGAUCUCAGUCCCUCGAAGUCGUAACUAGCUACCUGCCCCCGCAGGCGGAUCCCGACCCAGAUACUUGUCUUCUGAAAAGCAUAAAAGAGAUCGCCAGCCGACCAGACGUUGUUCUCAUGGGGGAUUUCGAUGCACCCUGCAUUCAAUGGAGAGAUAUACAUGCAAAGUGCUCGAUGAAUACCUUCGAUUAACAUGUACUAAAGUCAACCCUAGAAGAUCUACUCACGCAACAUGUCCUGUUUCCAACAAGAGCUCGUGGAGUGCAACAGGCCAGUUGUCUGGACCUCGUUUUUACCAAAGAUCCUGACAGUAUAGACGAGGUGUACUACCUACCCCCGCUCGGUCGAAGUGAUCAUGUAGUGCUUUUAUGGGAGUACUUGCUGUAUUCUGAACCGUGUACAAAAGACAAUACGAGGCCAAAUAUAUGGAAAGGGGACUUUCGCCAAAUGAGAGCUGAGGCAUCACAGAUAGACUGGGAUGUUCUCUUCUUCGGAAACGUUAACGAGGACUGGAAUUUAUUCAAGGAUCGUUUACUGCAUCUAAUGAAGAACCACUGUCCCUUAUCAAAUCCUAGGACAUCCAAUCGCCCUCAGUGGCUUACACGAGAACUCAAAAGGGAGAUCAACAAGAAAGGAAGGUCAUGGAAGAAAUUUCGCGAGGACAACAAUAAUGCAGCGUUUACAGAAUGCAAAGUUCAAAGAAAUAAGGUGAAAAGUCUGAUUUUCAGGAGGCGACGAGAUUUUGAGGGAAAUUUGCUCCACCGAGCCGUUAAAAAUCCGAAAUUGCUCUACAGCUAUUUGCGGAAAAGCACACGUAACAGGAAUCCCAUUCCUGUUAUGAGGGAUGAUGACGGCUUGGAGAUCUCGGACAGUAAAAAUAAGGCUGAGCACUUUUCUCAAUUUUUCCGGUCCGUUUUCACAAGAUAAGCAGAAAUUACCCCAUCUAAUUCUGAGAACAUGAGAGAUCCCACUAUCGAAAAUAUUGUGUUUCGAGAAGAAGCGAUUUUGGAAGAACUGAAAAGCUCGACGGAAUGUAAAUCUCCCUGUCCGGACGAGAUCCCAGCAAAGCUGCUCUUUGAACUUGCCCAACAGCUGGCCAAGACACUAUCCUUUCUGUGCUAGAAAUAGUUUGAUGCUGGAAUUCUUCCCACAGACCGGAAGACGGCCCACAUUACACCCCUUUACAAAAGCGGUAGUCGUGCUCAGGCGACAAACUACAGACCCGUCAGUCCGACAUCAAUCUGCUGCAAAGUGAUGGAGAAAAUCAUCAAAAAGGAGUUGAUGGCUUACUUGGAAACCCACAACCUCUUGUCCAAUGCACAAUAUGGUUUCCGUAGGGAAGAUCAUGUGUUACGAACUUUCUAUACACAAUGCAAAGUUGGACACGAGCACUGAACGCAAAACACACCGUGCAUGAUGCCUAUAUUGAUUUUCGGAAGGCGUUUGACAGUGUUCCGCACCAGCGUCUCCUACACAAGUUGAGAAUUAUGGGCAUCGGUGGCAAACUUCUCAAGAGAAUCGAAAAUUUCCUUGUCGGCCGCUCCCAAAUUGUCUGCGUAGAACAACAGCAAUCAAAGUGCACAUUCAAAGAGAGUGGGGUCCCACAAGGCUCGGUGGUCGGACCAACCAUCCUUCUCUUGUUCAUCAAUGAUUGUGUAGAUGGGUUGGACUGUGAUAGUGCCAUGUUUGCGGACGACAUAAAAAUCUGGAAAGUCAUCCAGAAUGCUGCCGAUGAGACCAACUUCCAAGAAAAUCUUUGUCUAUUGGACGAGUGGUCCCGCAGAUGGCUCAUGUCCUUCGAUUUGAACAAAUGCACCAUUCUGCGCCUCGGAAAUCAGAGCCCUAGUACGCGGCAAUACCAUCUAAACGGAAUGUCACUCCGAGAGGCAGAAACUCAGAAAGAUCUCGGAGUAUGGGUUGCGGAUAGCCUAAAGCCUUCUACACAGUGCUGUAAGGCGGCCAAGGCCGCAACCUCAAUGCUAUAUGCCAUCAAGCGGGCAUUCGUAGUUUUCGAUGAAGACUGCUUCACCAAAGUCUUCGGCACGUUUAUAAGGCCCCAUCUCGAAUAUGCAAUUCAGGCCUGGAGACCGUGAAUGCAUCAGGAUUACGAUUUGCUCGAAAGGGUGCAGAGGCCAGCCACAAAAUUAGUAAGAGUUCAAAGUGCACUGCCAUACGAGAUCCGCUUAACUAACCUUAAUCUCUAUCCUCUGAGUUAUAGGCAGUUGCGCGGAGUCAUGAUGCAAACUUUCCGUAUCAUGCGCGGCUUGGAUUGUGCCCUUCGGCGCGAUGACUUUUUCAAACUCGCCACUACAACUCACUUCCGGGGACAUCCCUUCAAGCUACGUGUGCCACAGGGUAGACUGAAUGUGAGAAAAUAUUUCGGCAGAAGCCCAACAGGCAGCCACAGUGAGAAAUCCUCUCUAGGUGGGUCGGGUACAACGGGAUGGCGGUUUUGAGGGGAAGAACGGGCGGGGCAAACGGCAAAGGACACUAAAUUGGCAGAUAGAAGCCGAAAAAUGUUGAAAAUCGAAGGAAAAUAAAUAUUUGUUUUAAUGAAGUCAAAAAUAGGGGGAGGAUGGCGCGCAAAUAGGGAAAACCGUAGGCAAUGACCAAUCAAAUGAGGGCUGGCCGGGGACGUGAUGUGAUUGGCCGCCGGGGCGAGUAAACCUGAACCGCCAAGCGGCUAACCAAUGGGAUCAUUGGCGCCGCACUUGAAAGUGGUGUGCGUUAGAUAGGAACGAUGCGUACGAUGCACAAAGGGGACGCUGGCGGUCAGCGGUGUACUGCGGUUGGGUAAGAGUAUUUGUAUAAAGUGCUUAUGACAAUUGCAUCACUACCCGGCCCCUUACUGACCCCCCUCCUCAACCCCUCCCUAUUUGUUAUAUCGGUGAUCUCCACGGCAUGCACCGUUUAGUACGCAUAACGUGAACAAUGUUUAAGAUACGUGGACGUACUCCAACACCACCGCACCAACCUACAGCAAGUCGGCAAACUCCCGACCUUGGCGGUCGCUGUUUUACGGGAUUUGCAAGUAUCCAUGGUGAGAACAGCUUGUAGGCCUACGUAACCCUUUUAAGUUUACAUUUAUCCGCCGUAACCCAAAUUGGGGGACCAGGCGUGGAAGAACAGAUAGACGAGACGCUCAUAAGUCGCGGCAAAUAUAACAGGGGACGACCGCGGCGGCAGUUGUGGGUCAUAUAUGUACGAUACACGGAGGCGGAAAGCCCUAUUUGAGCAGAUUAACAACCGCAGCUGGGAGUCCAUGAGGCCCGUCAUAAGGAAGUGGGUGGCUGCUGGUAGUGUUAUCGUAACCGAUGAGUGGAAAGGUUGCACCCGCCUACCGUCCGAAGGUUGUAGGCACUGCACUGUGAACCGCCGUAGGGGCUUCGUGAAUCCCACAACGGGACGGCAUACGAACGCCAUAGAGGCCAACUGGAGCAGAUUAAGGGGGAACCCUAAUAGCAAGCGAGCUCGCCGCAAACCGGUGUACUUGGGGGGGAGGGGGUAGUGGGUCUGGAGCCUGCUCGCGGUUUGGAUUGGUUCCCGGGUCGGCUGCGUCGGCGUCGCCAAGGGCGCAAGCGGCCGCGCAUAGUUGCACUUGAUUAUCGAUUAGCUUCGGUGCCCGAUAGUCCUCUGCCUCUUGCCGGUGCCACUUUUUGCUCUCUCAUGCUGCACUGCACACGUCGUGUCUCGCUCUACGCUGACAAUGCCUACCCUAACUGUCUUUGUCUUUGUGUUCGCUUGUGUCUCCUUUUACGCACACUUAUAUUUACUCCUGUUAGUAGGCGUAACAAACGGCGUCAAGCCUACCUACUGCGAUUGCAGCCGUUACCUACUGACGAUGGGAAAGCUGGCGAUUGAGGAAAGCCUACAAACGCCAAUUGGAUAAGCUAACCAACGAGCGCGCAGACGAAGACUGGAAGGUGUGACUCUGUACUUCGUCCACAUGCUCUCCAUGCCUACCUACAGUGCCUGUGGCCGUUACCGGCCGGUCAAAGAGGGAGCUGUCGUUUUAGGAUAGGCAACCAUCGACGAGUGGAGAAACUAACCAACGAAGGCGCAGACGAAAGACUGGAAGGUAUGACUCUGUACUUCGUCCACUUACUCUCCAUGCCUACCUACAGUGCCUGUGACCGUUACCGGCCGGUCAAAGAGGGAGCUGUCUAAUGAGGAGAGCCAACCACCGGCGAUUGGAGAAACUAAACAGCGAACGCGCAUACGGAAGACUGGAAGAUAUGACUCUGUACUUCGUCCACUUACUCUCCAUGCUUACCGACAGUGCCUGUGGCCGCUACCGGCCGGUCUAAGAGGGAGCUGUCGUUUGAGGAGAGCCAACCAUCGACGAUUGGAGAAGCUAACCAACGAAGGCGCGGACGGAAGACUGGAAGGUAAGACUCUGUACUUCGUCCACUUACUCUCCAUGCCUACCUACAGUACCUGUGGCCGUUACCGGCCGGUCAAAGAGGGAGCUGGCGAUUGAGGAGAGGCAUCCAUCGACGAGUGGAGAAACUAACCAACGAAGGCGCAGACGGAAGACUGGAAGGUAAGACUCUGUACUUCGUCCACUUACUCUCCAUGCCUAACUACAGUACCUGUGGCCGUUACCGGCCUGUCAAAGAAGGAGCUGUCGUUUUAGGAGAGCCAACCGUCGACGAUUGGAGAAGCUAACCAACUAAGGCGCGAACGGAAGACUGGAAGGUAAGACUCUGUACUUCGUCCAGUUACUCUCCAUGCUUACCGACAGUGCCUGUGGCCGUUACCGGCCGGUCAAAGAGGGAGCUGUCGUUGUAGGAGAGCCAACCACCGGCGAUUUGAGAAGCUAACCAGCUAACGCGCAGACGGAAGACGGGAAGAUAUGACUCUGUACUUCGUCCACUUACUCUCCAUGCCUACCUACAGUGCCUGUGGCUGUUACCCGCCGGUCAAGAGGGAGCUGUCGUUUUAGGAGAGCCAACCGUCGACAAGUGGAGAAACUAACCAGCGAAGCCGCAGACGGAAGACUGGAAGGUAAGACUCUGUACUUCCUACACUUACCCUCCAUGCCUACCUACAGUGCCUGUAGCCGUUACUGUCCCGUCAUAGAGGGAGCUGACGAUUGUGGAGAGCCAACCAUGGACGACUGGGAAAGCCAACCAUGAAAGGCACGGACGGAAGACUGGAAGGUAUGACUGUGUACUUCGGCCACUUACUCUCCUUGCCUAGCUGUAGUGCCGGUAGCCGUUACUGGCCGGUCAUAGAAGGAACUGUCGAUUGUGGAGAGCCAACCAUGGACGAUUGGGGAAGCCAACCAAUGAAGGUGCGGACAGAAGACUGGAAGGUAUGACUGUGUACUUCGUCCACUUACUCUCCAUGCCUACCUGCAGUGCCGGUGGCCGUUACUGGCCGGUCAUAGAAGGAACUGUCGAUUGUGGAACGCCAACCAUGGACGAUUGGAGGAGCCAACCAUGGAAGGCGCGGAGGGAAGACUGGUAGGUAUGACUCUGUACUUCCUACACUUACCCUCCAUGCCUACCUACAGUGCCUGUAGCCGUUACUGUCCCGUCAUAG
Spirometra erinaceieuropaei is the source of this 13859-nucleotide messenger RNA. Lineage: Eukaryota; Metazoa; Platyhelminthes; Cestoda; Diphyllobothriidea; Diphyllobothriidae. The record is from the annotation of a GenBank genome assembly.